Soboliphyme baturini is the source of this 291-nucleotide messenger RNA. The record is from the annotation of a GenBank genome assembly. NCBI's taxonomy places the organism in Eukaryota, Metazoa, Nematoda, Enoplea, Dioctophymatida, Soboliphymatidae.
AUGUCCAACUUCCUGGUGGACGGAACCCUCUAUAACGUCGGACAGGUGUUCCAGCCAAUUUGGACCAAUUACUUCGAAACUUCACAAAGUAAAUGUUCUUGGGUACUCGCUAUCAUGGUAUCCUGGUACUAUCUAGCCGGACCAAUUAUUGGUUGCAUAAUCAACAUAUUUGGCUGCCGCGUGGCCGGCCUCAUUGGAGUUGCCAUCGCCUGCCUGGGUUUACUUCUCAGCAUCUUUGCGCCAUCGAUCUACGUUAUGUACUUCACUUUCGGAUUCAUUGUCGGUGAGUAA